GGACCUAGGAGGGGCUUUCUGCUAAAGGACACUGCUUAGCAUUGAGAAUAGUUCACUCCACUCCCUUACGGACUACUGGCUCCCGGAGUUUUCUGCAAUGCUGCCACGGUGUCCCCUCGCAGGAGGCCAACAUCUCAGCACGGGACCUUGUGCACCUCCACGCUCUUCAGGCUGAAUUGAAGAUCCCUCUUAUUCGCAGGGAGCCAAGAACUAUGAACAGACAGGGCAACAGAAGGACAACAAAAGAAGGAUCCAGCGAUUUGAAAUUCCAGAACCUCUGUCCGCCGAAAAAUAGGUCAUGGCCUCGAAUCAGCAAUACCACAGGCCAGUACCAGGCUAUCGACGAGCCUCUUCUGGAACGUGAAAGGAACUUUGCUGCGACAGUUCUGGAUGGAGCGAAAGACCACAGGGAUGGCGACUAUGAAGACCCUGAGCUUCACAUGGCAGAGGCGUGGCAAUCGAUACAAAUUCUACCAGCCAGGCCUAUAAAGGAAUCGGAAUAUGCAGAUACACGCUGUUUCAAGGGUGUGAUGGACACUCCCCAUCCCCUAGACAUCAAGACCUCUGUCCCCACAGAGCGCCAUCACUGGCACACACAGAUGGGGCUAGAAAAAGUGGACAAACCCAUUUCCAAGGAUUCCAGAAACCAACAUGUUAAAGGAGACAGACCCACAAAGGGAAACAAGACUCCUUUACCACCUCCUCGGCCACCUGCCACUCUUCCAAAGAAGUACCAGCCCUUGCCCCCCCAGCCAGAGAGCAGCCGGUCACCCCUCCCUCAGAGGCUCAGCUUUCCCGACGUCCAGAAAGGGCCCAGGCAGAUAAGCUUAAAGGACUUAAGUGAGGUCCUUGGAACAGAGAGAGUUCCUCAUUACCAGAUGAAGCCUGAAUCAAUUCACCUGUCACAAAAUCAAAGCACUCCAGAGAUUCCUCUUGCCACUGCCAGCUCGCCAUUCGUGAUGAGGAACCACAGUGUGCAAGACAGAGGUGGUUUCCAGAGUUUUCUUCUUAAUGAACGUGAUGGUGUUAUGAACAAUACUGGAGAAGUCUUCCCACGUACACGACACGAUCAUAAAGAAACAAUGCAGUUUCAUCCUCCUCAAAGAUGUCAGUCUCCAGCCCGCUACAGCCCUCAGGAAAAUUUACUGCACUAUAAAAACACAAGCUGGAGAAAACCUUUCCCCACGAGGUCUGAUGAAAAGACACUAAAGAUAUUUAAAUUUUCAUUAACUUUCUUUUCUGUGUUUCAGAAGUUUAAUUCAGUGGAAGACAUCAUUGAACACUACAAGUAUUUCCCCAUCGUACUAAUUGAUGGGAAAGACAAAACCGGAAUCCACAGGGAGCAAUGCUACCUGACUCAGCCCCCCCUCUUCAGCAGGUGCUUCUCACCCUGGUAGUCGGGGUUUUGUUUUCUCUGCAGUUCACUGGCUCCAAUACCUCUACCCACUUUUCAUUUAUUUCAUUUUUUAUAAUAAUAUUUUUUAUUAUAUUAUGUUAGUCCCCAUACAGUACAUCCCUGGUUUUCGAUGUAAAGUUUGAUGAUUCAUUAGUUGCGUAUAACACCCAGUGCACCAUGCAAUACGUGCCUUUAUUUCAAAAGAUGAUAUCCUGUGGCUUUGAGGGAUCACCUCUUUGACCGGAGAAAAGAAAAACAUUCUAUAAUGGAAAUUGGUAAAUCGAUCUCAGUUUUGCAAGUUCAAACCACAGAAGAAAUAUUGAUAAGAAGCAAAAAUAAAAACAGGCUUUUACAAAAUAUUUUCUAAAGAGGAAAAAAAAAAUAUUUUCUAAAGAGGAAACCAUAAACAUGGUCACCAUGCUUCCAGGUGAAAAAUAAAGGUGACAAGAAGCUUUGCUUAGAUGUUUACAGCUAGCACAGGACAAAUCUAUGUGAGACGCCCGAAUCAUAAAGGACCUGGUCCUGCCUUCAUUUCAGAAGUGGUAGGACCUGUGAAGGUACAAUGUUUUUGAGAUUCCUUAUGCUGAAGAUAUUGCUGAAUGUAAGCUCUAUUUUAUUUGUAAUCCUGGAAACUCAGUUGUAGGGAAGGAAUGUAGCAGAAAAGGAAAGUGUUUGCAAAUAUCACCUGUAAGACAGAAAUCAGAAAUGCUUUUACUCCAAGGUGAAAGGGCCGUGGGCGCAGUCUUCAGGACUCUUUUGAGUGGCUUUAAGACAAAUGGAAUUAGCAGAUUUGUAGUAAGGGAGUAAGCCUAAGUCUGAGUGAAGGUAAUUUUUUAAUUCCAAUUGUGGACUUCCCUUCAAAGGAGGAGAUAGUAUCCUCAGAUUAGUGCUACUUUGAAGGAACAUUGCAUGCUUCCUGAUACUGUGCCCUCCUAAAGCUAAGAGGAUUUUAUUUUAUUCCUAUUUUACAAUACAAAUGAGGAAUAAGAGGCUCGAGGAGGUUAGUGGUCUCACUCAGUGUAAGAAGGGAGCCCUUAUCUUUACCCACUUUGCCUGGCUCCAUCCAAGUAAACCUUCCCAGGUACAUUCCCUGUGGAAUUUAACCAUCAAGUUGAAAAGCUAAGUUAAAGGGAGAGACGCCAUUUGAAAAUACAGAUUCACCUGCAUUGAAAUACAUAAAUAAAUAAACUCUUUAGUGGAGUAAGUUUUAAAAAGAGAGAGAGAGAGAGAGAGAGUUCUGGUUGAAAUCAAUCUACAUAAUGACUUCAAAUGUUACCAAAGCCUACCAAAGGGAGAGCCUUUGGACUGUGACGUGGUCCGGCCCCUGUGAGAGGAGAGCGAGAAGGAGGGAGACGUGAGUAAGAAAACAAUCCAGCUGAGAUGCAGCUCCGGAAGAGUCCUGGCCAGCCUGCUGGUAUGACCCAGAGCAAAGCUUGCUCACAGAGGACAGAGUCCCAUGCGAGGCAGAAAGGGCUAGGUCUUAGUACAUACAACGUCAUGUAAGUCAUUCCCAAAGGCUUUCCGGGAAAACACGACCUUCGGAUGCUAUGGGAGAUCCAGAAGAUGCUGCAGAGGGAGGCUAUCAGAUAACUCACUCAUCAGCAAGUUCCUCUUUCGAGGGAGAGCCAAGUGGCCCACCUCCAUGCCUGUCACAGUGACUCUGGUUUUCAGUGUUGAUUGUAAUAGGGACUUAUUGCUCAUAAAUAGAUUACUGAAGAAUAAGAAUAUACAUAUUUUAAUUGUACUUGAUUCUCACAACAGUUCUGCAAAGAAGGCAGGACAGGUAUUCUGAAUCCACCGUAUGACUGAGGACCCUGUGUCUCCUUGGCCCAAAUCUUAUGGUCAUAUAGUCAUGGCUAAACCAACAUCUUCAGACAGAAUUCUAUUCAGUGUCUAGCUGCUUAUUGGAUCUGUAAUUGAAAAAGUUCAAUGAUUUGGGUUUCGCUUGCCCAAAUUCCAAAGGGGUUUAAUUCCUCUUCAACUAGUAUUUCAUUUUCAGUGAAAAAGUAUCACUUGAUUCCUAGUUGCCAGAGUAGUGAAAUCUUAGCUUUAUCUGAUUAUAGCAUCUAUGCAUUCAAGACAUUUCUUGUUGACUAAAUAACUAUCAUUCUAGCUCAAUUUCUAUAUUCCUCAUCUUUAAUAAUACCUUGCUAUGAGCACUUGCUAUGAGCAUAGCCUUGCUAUGAAUGCAUAUGCAUUCAUUGCGAGGCACUCUUGAGGACGUUGGAAUUAUAGUGGUGAAUUAAGUAGAAGAAAUAGACAAUGAAAAAGUACCCAAUAAAUAAGAUAAUCUAUCUUACUGUAUUUCCAUUUGAACACUUAUCACUGAGUGCUUGUCAGUGAGGCCAACAUCAGACAUUUUGAUGAAGCUUAUUUGAGAUGUUUUUUUAAAGUUCUGUACCAGAAAAUUUUAAAUUUUUCCAAAUUUACUUAACGGAAAAUUCCCCCACUUGGGUAUAUGUGUGUGGGAGAGGAUGUGGGUGUGUGGGUGUGCGUUUGAGUAACCACAUUGUAGCUGAAAUCAGUUAAAUUUUCUCUGCUAAUGACCAGAGAGGAACCAAAUUUUACCCCAUUAUCAAACUUAGCCCAUUGCCAUGUAUGUGUGUGUAUACACAUAAACAUAUUUUUUAUAAAAUGGUCUGUAUCAUAGAUGACUAGCAUUAUAUUUGUAUAUCCGUUUUUCUAUACUAAUAUUCUUUCUAGCUAAGCACAUUCACUUUCUUGAUUUAUAGCUGUGCUAAAAUAAAUGAAAGCAAAUAUGUAAUUAAAUGUCAUAAUAUCUCUGUAGCUGAGUAUUAAAGAAAGGAAUUCAAAAUAUAGUUUAAUUUUGUUCAUUUCAUGCCCUAUUAGCCUUUGAGUCUUUCUGAAGUCAUAGUUAGGAUAAACUUAUGACAAAAUUUCUGGAACGAUUUUUGACAUAUGAGCAUUAGCCCAUGCUAGAUUUGGGGAAUAAAGAUGAAAAGACCUAAUCCCUGUGAUUGAGGGUUAAGAGUCUGGCAAGCAAGAUACACAUCCAAUUAAAAUCAUGCAACACAGAAUAACAGAUUUACUAAUUCUCUCCCUUGUGCCACCAUUGCAUUAGUAGGCAGAAAUGGAUGUGUGGGGAGGAUGUAGUGAGGGAGACCUGCCCAGGGGAGAUGUUCAAGCAAAGAGUUGAAGGAUGGCCCUAGAACCCAAGCAUUAGAGGUACAAAUACUUUGUCAGUCUAUUUCUGAGUACUCUUAUCUUUAGGGCUCUAAUCUCAGCCAUUCUGGUCACCAGUCAAGCAAAAACUACCUAGUGAA
This is a messenger RNA of Ailuropoda melanoleuca (giant panda), 4680 nucleotides long. RefSeq names its product cytokine dependent hematopoietic cell linker (gene CLNK). The transcript is spliced from 18 exons. Gene Ontology annotation, biological process: cell surface receptor protein tyrosine kinase signaling pathway; intracellular signal transduction. The record is from RefSeq and is a predicted model, not a curated record. NCBI's taxonomy places the organism in Eukaryota, Metazoa, Chordata, Mammalia, Carnivora, Ursidae. Bases 213 to 1397 code for a protein of 394 amino acids.